Electrophorus electricus (electric eel) is the source of this 3876-nucleotide messenger RNA. The record is from RefSeq and is a predicted model, not a curated record. Lineage: Eukaryota; Metazoa; Chordata; Actinopteri; Gymnotiformes; Gymnotidae.
UACACGCUAUAAUGCUCUGGGGGCAUAGUAAGGCGCUACUCGGGUGGGGGAGGUAUCCCGAUGGUUUGGUUUUAUUCUGAUGUUAGAAAAAUGUGAUGGCGGGUUUCGUGAGCGAAUUUUCCGGCAGUCGAAGGACGAGAGCGUAGGAGCAAGGCCCGGUUUUUAUGAUCUUUUGUAGAAGUGCGAAUGGCGGUUGCUUGUGGGGAGGGUUAGUCGGCCGUGCCUAGAUUGAUUGAUAGGUAAUGGGCAGGCUUUUAUUUCAAUUAAAGGAACAGACCGAUAGCCGAAUUUCCUCCCCAGAUCAGCCUUCACGUUUUCUAUCUUGGGGAAAUAGCCGAUGUUUUUUGACUAACUUUUGACAUAUAGUCUAUGCUAUUGUAAAAUUGUUUUAAGUGGCGAGCUAACGUGUGCCCAUUUCCCAUCGCGUAAAGAGUUCCAUUUUUUUAUCAAACUGUGGCGCUGAAGGCGGACUAGAAUGCUCACGCGUUGCCAGCAGCAACAGUAACCAUGAUGACAUCCUCAUCGGUGCCCAUGGAGGAGUUUCAGGAUGAACAGAUGCAGGAGGAGGAGCAUGUGGGGGGAGAGACUGCGGAGCAGCUAAAUGAGGAAGAAGAGAGAGAGGAGGAAGAGAGCCGCCCGGCACCAGCUGAGCCACAGACGCCCAUGGAGGCCUAUAAAGCUGCCAUCUACAGACACCCACUGUUCCCCCUUCUGGCGUUGCUCUUUGAGAAGUGUGAGCAGUCCACCCAGAGCUCAGAGUGUGUGACGUCCGCCAGCUUUGAUGUGGACAUCCACAACUUUGUGCGGAGUCAGGAGAAAGAGAGCAAGGCAUUCUUCAGUGAGGACCCUGAACUUGACAGCCUGAUGGUGAAGGCGAUCCAGGUGUUGCGCAUCCACUUGCUGGAGCUGGAGAAGGUGAGCGAGCUGUGUAAGGACUUCUGCAGCCGCUACAUCGCCUGCCUCAAAACCAAGAUGAACAGUGAGACCCUGUUGAGCAGCACUGAGCCAGGCAGCCCAUACUCCCCCACGCAGGCGCAGACCCCUAGUUCUUUCUCUGGGAAUGUCAGUCCUCAGGGUAUCGUAGUACCAGCAUCUGCUUUACAGCAGGGCAAUGUUACCGUGACAACGGUCAACCCUACACAGGUGGUGUCAGGUGGAACAGUGUAUCAGCCAGUUACCGUUGUGACCCCACAAGGGCAAGUGGCUCUCUCACCUGGCACAAUACGCAUUCAAAACUCACAGCUCCAGCUCCAGCUGAACCAGGACCUGAGCUUCUUGGGUCAGGACGAAGGCUCGUCCAAGGCCAAGCGGGGCAUCCUCCCCAAACAUGCCACCAGCGUCAUGCGCUCCUGGCUCUUCCAGCACAUCGGGCACCCGUAUCCAACAGAAGAUGAAAAGAAGCAGAUCGCCUUGCAGACCAAUCUCACCCUGCUACAAGUCAACAACUGGUUCAUUAAUGCCAGGAGGCGGAUCCUGCAGCCCAUGCUGGAUGCCAGCACGUCAGACACGCCCAAGAGCAAGAAGAAGACGCCACAGACACGCCCCCUCCAGCGCUUCUGGCCCGACUCCCUUGCUUCCUCCGUCUCCCGGCAGCAGGUUGCCAUGGAGGACGGCACCAUGAUAUCAGUCGGCAUGGUGACGGGAGAGGACGGGCUCCAGACGUUGUCAUCAGAUGGCGCAACGAUGGCCAUGCAGCAGGUGAUGAUGGGAGGGCACAGCGAAGAUGACGAUGACGAGGAUGAUGAAGAGCAAGAGGACAAUCUAUCCCAUGCUGACAUGAGCAGGCUGGGCUUGGAAACCAGCGACUCUCUGUAGGAACGCAGAAAUAGAUUUACGUUCAUGCACACACACUCGCUCUCUUUCACUCACACACACACACACACACACACACCACACACACAUCACACACACUCUGCGACUGGGAUGCAGAGACACUCUAAAGGAUACUGUAAAAAAAAAUUGAGAGAGACUGAAAUGGCGGGAAAACGGUGGCAGAAGGAGGCAUGCUCUUACUGUGACAGCGAAUGUUUCUGCUUGUCACAUUGUGGCACGCCAAGCUGUAAAACAGCUUGAUGAGUAAUAGAUUGAUGGCUCAAAGCCAGUCAACAAAAAAACUAAACAAAAACGCAGCACACACACACACACACACGAAAGUGAAAAGCACAAGCGUACUACAUGGCUGGGGUUACUCUCGCACAGUGCGGCUAUGCGUGGGUUUCAGAAACUCUCGCUCUGUUUCGUUUAUUCAGCAGUACACAGGAAACCUCGUGCACUUUUUGUAUGUUACUGUAAACGGCCGUGUUAAAAACACAGCGGGGAAAAAAGACAAAAAGAAGGCAAAGGAAAGGAGGGGAAGCAUUGGUCCUGGCUGGGUGACUCUGCUUGGCUCAUUCUUGUCUCCUCCGAUGAGACUGUGUCUCUUGCAUGCCUGUGUUUGCACCAGAGAAGAAACUAUUUUUAUAUUGCGCUGUCGAAAAUUAACUAGGAACACCCACCACUUCUUCUCCUCUUCCUUUGGCAUACAUUUCCUACGUUUUUUGGGUAAAGACAGUUUAUGCUGGCAAUGAAAGGAAAAAAAACAAACCAAACAACCACUUUUUGAUAUGAAGGCCCAGUUUUGGGGAAUUUUGAUAACGCUUCCUAACUGAAUUACCAAGAAAGAGAUUUUUGCAAUAGUAAUAAGCUGAAGUACGAGAAGGAAACACAAGGCCUUAUAUCUUUGUAUUGUGAAAACAAGAACCGGCCUCGUUAUCACUCACGUCACCGUCGUCCUGCCAACAGCGUUUUCUGUUCAGUUGUAACCCCCCGUGGAAACCGGCACGCGUGAAAGGUGAUCGGGUUUACCUGUUUAAAGGUCAGUUUGUGCACUUGAGAAGGGAGUUGUACUUCUUAAUGAUUCGUGAAUUUAGAGAUGGCCCAGCUGAGGUGGACUCCUGAAAGGCCCUUGGCUUAAAUAUAAUUUCAUCAGCAAUUUUUUAUUUAUCCACACUAUUGCACUGGACAACUGGUAAAUCAUUUGAGCAUUCAUAUUUGUGCUUUAUUGAAAGUUAUGUUCACCAGCACAUUCUCUGUCACAGUCGGUUAUUUAGUGCUUUGAGUAGGAGACAGUUUAUUGCAUGGGUUUGUUCGCUGUUGCUGUAAAGACACAUUAAACACUAUUAUUUACAAAACACAAUAUACAGCAGAACGUGUAGGUCUGCGGGCGUGUAUGAAACCGCACGUUGAACACUAUUACGAGAAAUGUACAGUCAGCCAGUUUUGUGCUAGAGUUCUUAAAAAGUUCAAUCCUGUUCCAUAUCGCAUUCACUCAAACUGAAGCUGAUAUAACGUUUUUUUGUUCGUUUGUUUGUUUCCCUUGUUCUUUUUCUAAUGUUUUUGUUUUUGCUGGAAAUACGCCAAUUUCAGGGUAAUUGGCUCUGACGUCAUUUCCGGGCGUUGUCUUGUGACGCAGGUGAUGAGGUCAUGUGGUGGGCGUGUGUGACCUCACGUAGCUUUGCAUGGCCUUCGACACGCUGCAUGUUUACCUCGGAGCUUUAAAGCAGCACUUCACCCAAUUAUACUAGUAGAUGAUAAUAUGACAUUACCGAUAAUGAAGAUUAACGGAAUGUUCAAUAAUUAAAUGCAGUAAUUGACCAUUCAAUCAUUAAUAAUAACAAUCUCUAGCAAUCUAGUCAGAAUAAAGUUAACUUGCACCUACAUUCACUCAGUAUCCUUAUCGUUCGCUACUCGUUAUUAGAAACCUUUGGGUGAAGUUUUCUUUUAAACGCUCUACUGUUUUUGUUUGUCUUGGUUUCAGGCUACUCUCGCUGCUUGCUACUUUUCACAGACACGCUCAUGUUUGCCUUUCUGUUUUGUAAUAAAGUCAGCAGUUAAGUA